AUGACUAAAAGAAAAGCACGUCCCAGGCGGAGCUCGCGGAAGAUUGUUGAGGACGAGGACGAUGACGAUGAUGAGGGGGGUCUAAGCUCUGACAACGUUUCAAUAAGUCAUGUUUCCAUCACCGAGAGAGGUUCUCUCUCCAAGGCGCCAGCGUACCCCUCGGAUGAUGAUAACGACGAUGAAGAGGAGGAGAGCGAUCAAGACGACGACCCAAAAGUUGCACGUCGGUCUACUGGCAGGAACGCGCCUGCAAAGAAGCCUAAGGUCUCCAAGUCUGUCUCCAAAAAGAAGACCCCUACAAUACAGCAAGUCUUCGAUAUGAUGAUCGACCUAUCCAUCAAGUUAAAAUCGCGCAUCACCUCACUCUGGAACGACAUUAUUCCGAAGGACCUCGACACCAAGACCCAGGUGUCGCGAGCGACCUGUUGUCUCACGGGUAUAGCACUUCGAACAAUGGGCAUCCCCAAGGAGUCUUUGAAGGAAUAUGACGACAGUAUGGAGAGCUUGCGGUACUACCGGGAUGGCAAGACUGCCAUUGAAGCAUUCGUUGCGAGCGGCGAUAUCACGACGUUCCCCCUGGACAGACACAACACACUCUUGGAGAAUUUGGAGUUAACCGGUGACGACGACGAGACUAUUGUGGAAUCUCGGUUGAAGCGCCCUCCGAAAGUUCAACUCAAUACAAAGGCCCUUUUUCAAUCUCUGGUUCCCCGGCUGUCGACACGAUAUCUCACCUUUGUGGGGUCAGACUGCAACCAGAUCAAGCAGGAAAACCUACAAUUUGUCCCUCGAAUGGUGAUGGCCACGUCAACUUUCAGAAGUCCCAUCGUUAUCGACCACAUCUCUGGUGGUUUGACCAAUGCAGACAAUCUAACCAAGAUGGCCGCGGUAAGAUGUCUCUCCGCCUUAGCCAUGAGGUCCUUGCACGACUUCAUGAGGCCUUACUGGGACGGAUUCUGUUCAACACUCUUUGAACUCUUGGAUGACCAGACCACACCUCACCUACUAGUCAAGGAAAUACAACACACGAUGACGCUCAUCCACAGCAUCAUCAGCCCCAGCGACAUGGAUCGGUACCAUCUCGCAAGUUUGGCCUGGAUCGAGUAUGAGGACGUGGCCGAGGAGUCGGCGAAAUACAUGUACUACCAACUGAUUCGACCGGACACAGAGACGCUUCGAGCAGCGAGCCGAGCAACACUCGAUACAUGUUUGGAGGUGGCACCAAUUGGUAUGGACGGGAUGUUAUCGGUUCAUGCCGCCGCCAGGGUUUUGGCUCGGAUGCAAUACGAGACCAUGGGCAAGUUGACCGAAAAAACCGCAACUCUAUACGACAUCGAUACUCAUGCAAGGGUGAUCAAACACGGAAACAUCCCCGGCGUCGACGCUGAGAGAAGUGGCACACGCCAAACGCUGUUCGACAUUCGUAUCGUGGCACUGCAGCACGGCAUGAGAAUGAUCCCGCAGUCGUCCCCGGAAAGGAGCCUUCAGUACUUCGAAAACGUUGCUACAGUCAUGAAGGAAGUUCUUCAGGCACCAACAAUGGACAAGAGGCGUCUGGGAUGCCUAGUGGCAUCUAUCGACGACCUCGCUGUCCAUAAUAACAACAUGCACACUCAAGGCAUGUGCGUCCUACUGGAUCGCUUACAAGGAAUACUCUGUGAUGUCGCGGAUGCGAGCAAGUCAUCCCUCCUACUGGUAAUGCUGUCGCAUCUGGCAGCAGAUCCAAGGGUCUUCUCAGGACGGAAAGAGGUUAUCCGUGGAUAUGAACGACUUUGGUUGCGCGAUGUGAUGUCCAAUAAGUUACAUGGAAGCACCACUUCGCCGGACAAGCUCGCAGGAUCACCAAAUGCUGAGAGUGAUAUUGGCAUACCUACCACUUGCAAAGAUUCGUCUUCUCCUGAGUUGUACCUCACUCCUGGGACUCUACAAGCCAUUAAGGUCUUCUCGAUUUGGUACAGCAGGGUGUAUCCGACUGGUGCACUCUCUGUGGAUGAUUUGAGUGAGUUGGUAGAGGCCACCUUGGAAAUAAGCGUUCGAGCCCAGAGUGCAACUCAAGAGGAUAUCUGUAUCGACGCGCUCAAGUGUUCGCAGUGGUCACUCAAAGCCCUGUCAUACUUAGCAUUUACGACAUCUACGAAGCCGCUACAGCUGAUUGGACCCAUUGUCGCACGUGUUCUGGAUACUGCGCAGAGGUUGAGUUUUGGUGAGAACACUGGCACCUGGGAUAUCAGAAUUUCCGCCCUAUGUCAGUUGGAGGAACUGGCGACAGAAUUCAUCGAACCCCCGAAACGAGAAGACCUCUGCAGGAUCAUGAAGAUCUUUCUCGACCGCUACACCGACCGGACACUCGGCAUCCAGACCGCCAUCCAGGUGAUACCACACCAUCAGCGCCUGGAUCCGCAGUAUGACCGUAUGGUAGAAAGACUCGUCAGGAUAGUAGCCGAUCGAUCGACUCAGCCGCAUGACAUCUUUAUCCCUGCCCUGGAAAAGUCGGGUAUAUCAUCUCUGGAGUCGGCGGCUUGUCUAGCAAGGCUCAUCUGUCGCAUUGGUUCGGUCACCAUCGAGGAUCUUAUCAAGAGACUCUUCAUGGCAGGGAUCGCCAAACUCGGUAUGACUGAUCAGCAUCCCCAGGAGAACGGGCUCUUGUUUUCCAUCGCAUCAAGAUUGCUUGAAUCUUUGGCGCCGGAUUCAAAGAUCGUGAAUACAAUGCUCGAUGCCAUGGCACGUACCCUGGAGAAACUUGGCAAGAGCCCCAUCCCCGACGAAUAUGUGCAUCUCAUGGAUCUACUGAAGAACAUGUCCACAUCUUCUAGUGCUGAGUCGUCGAAUGCCAAGACAAGUCCUACAGACUCCUAG
Messenger RNA from Linnemannia hyalina, 2856 nucleotides. The record is from the annotation of a GenBank genome assembly. Lineage: Eukaryota; Fungi; Mortierellomycota; Mortierellomycetes; Mortierellales; Mortierellaceae.